Pocillopora meandrina is the source of this 369-nucleotide messenger RNA. The record is from the annotation of a GenBank genome assembly. NCBI's taxonomy places the organism in Eukaryota, Metazoa, Cnidaria, Anthozoa, Scleractinia, Pocilloporidae.
GAACUUAGGAAGUCACCGUCUUUGGUCUUCAUCGGCGAAAGAAAUUGCGGCAAAAGCUCUAUAAUUAAUAAACUUCUAAAACAGACUAACCGACCAGUUCACGAGAACCCUUGCUCGUGCGAAUCAAACACGCGGAUGAGUUGAGCGCAAGGCUCGUUCAAAGAAAAAAAACUUUGAAGUGGUCUCAAACAAAGGCAGAGAGAAUCCAAAGCUUUAGACGCUACUGCAAAGGUCGGAUUAAACCACGAGCUUCUGAAAAGUGGAAUUGAGUCGAUGGAUUCACCUGGAAAGAACAAGACGGACGUGUCGGACAGUGUUAGAGGAUUUCCUCGAGAAAGGCACAGUUCCUCUUUUUGUGUACGUAAUUGA